Rhododendron vialii is the source of this 3124-nucleotide messenger RNA. RefSeq lists its product as uncharacterized. Bases 263 to 2956 code for a protein of 897 amino acids. Gene Ontology annotation, biological process: protein autophosphorylation; vesicle-mediated transport; intracellular protein transport. The record is from RefSeq and is a predicted model, not a curated record. Gene Ontology annotation, cellular component: plasmodesma; plasma membrane. The transcript has 4 exons. Gene Ontology annotation, molecular function: ATP binding; transmembrane receptor protein tyrosine kinase activity. NCBI's taxonomy places the organism in Eukaryota, Viridiplantae, Streptophyta, Magnoliopsida, Ericales, Ericaceae.
ACGUGACUGUAAAGUGCUUGAUUUGUCAGACGCGUUCUAGAGAACACAAAUCCGCGUGAAGGAGGAGGCCACGUGGAGUUGACCUCAACCCGUUGAUGCUCAUCGCCUUCCCAAUCAUUUCCAUGGAGGCGGCUUCAACGGUUUAACCAUUGCCAUAUGUUUCUCUCUCAUCCACUUUCCUCCCUCUCCUCCAUCAUCUGUGAGAUAUCCCCAAAUUCCCCAUUCUUACAAUUUAUUGCCAGUUUCGUAAAAAUUAUCCAAAAUGUCAUCUUUAGACAGCCGGAAUUUUGAAGAAGGGCAAAUUAGCCAACCUGUAAGCCUUGCCGUCAAUGUUUCUAGUGGUACAUAUUCGAGUCACGGAAACAAUCUUUCAAGAAAUGGGACAAAGGUUUCCGACGUCUUACCCUCUUCGGACGUCGUUUCUGCCGGAGCCUCGUCCAAACAGUUGCCCUUUUCAAACAAUCAGAAUCCAAUCGAUGUUGGUGAGAUUGAGUCUGAGGGCACCUGUCGUUCCUUUUCACUGGAUGAGGUACAAAUAGCGACAAACAAUUUUGAUGAUGCAUUAGUUAUCGGGAUCGGGGGCUUCGGUAAGGUAUAUAAAGGGUUCAUCGAUGAUAGUGCUACGAUGGUUGCCAUAAAGCGGUUGAAUGCCGAGUCCAAGCAAGGUGCGGGAGAGUUUUGGAUGGAGGUCAAGAUGCUUUCGAAGCUCCGGCAUGCUAAUCUCGUUGCGCUAAUCGGCUACUGCAACGAGUGUCAAGAGAUGAUUCUUGUUUAUGAGUAUAUAGCUCUCGGGACCCUUGCCGAUCAUCUCUACAGGCUAAAGACAGCUGAAAGCAAUACGAGUUUUUCUCCUCUCUCUUGGGAGGAAAGGCUUGACAUGUGUAUUGGUGCCGCCCGUGGAUUAGACCACCUUCAUAGUGGUACCAGCCAGAGUUUCAUACAUCGAGAUGUGAAGAGCACAAACAUUUUGAUAGACGAGAAUUGGGUAGCUAAGAUUUCGGAUUUCGGAUUGUCUAAAGGCCCUACAAGUCAUUCAAUAACCCAUAUAAGCACAGAAGUGAAAGGCACAUUCGGGUAUUUGGAUCCUGAUUACUUCCGUACUCUUAGACUGACUGCGAAAUCCGAUGUGUAUGCCUUUGGUGUGGUAUUGUUAGAAGUGUUAUUUGGGAGGCCACCCGUGGAUAGUAAACUAGACUCGGAGCAAAUAGGUUUAAUUCAUUGGGCUCAACAGUGCUUCAAAAAGGGAAAGUUUGCCGAAGUCAUUGACCCAUCUCUCAGUGGACAAAUAGCACAACCUUGUUUGAAGUCUUUUGUUGUACUUGCCAAAAAUUGCUUAAGUGAAAGUCCAAGAUCACGGCCUCCGAUGGCUGAAGUGUUGGGUAGGCUUGAGCUCGCAUUGUUAUCCCAACGGAGAGGAAGAACAGCGGGAAUAAUGACCAAGGCGUUUCAGAGUAUGAGGUUGUUGAGGGAGAGGAAGGACAACAGUUCCUCAAGUGGGCCAUCAAAUGAUUUGCUGAGCUCCAGUGAAGAUCCUGAAAUUCACUUUAAGUACAUUAAGGCAGCUGCCAAGGCUGGACAAAUCGAGGAGGUCGAACGCGUUACAAGAGAAUCGAACUUCUAUGAUCCUGAAAAGACAAAGAACUUCUUGAUGAAAGCAAAGCUUAGCGAUGCACGACCACUUAUCAAUGUAUGUGAUCGUUUUGGGUUUGUUCCAGAGCUGGCCCACUACCUUUAUUCAAACAAUAUGCUCACCUACAUUGAAGGUUACGUUGAGAAGGUAAAUCCAGGAAAUGCUCUGUUAGUUGUAAGGCAGCUGCUGGAUGACGACUGCCCUGAAGAUUUUAUUAAAGGCCUUAUUCUAUCUGUUCGUUCUCUGCUUAUAAUUGAACCACUGGUGGAGGAGUUUGAGAAAAGGAAACGGCUUCGAUUGCUUAACGAGUUCUUGGAUCAUCUUGCAUUGUUAUCCCAACAUAGAGGAAGAAAUGAGGGAAUAAGGACCAAGGCAUUUCAUAGGAUGGACCGGUGGUUCAUAACUGGUACCCAAUUAUACCGCCAUUUCUCGCUUGAUGACAUUUGUGAAGCCACAAAAUAUUUCAAUAAGAGCUUUUUGGUAAGUAAUUCUGACAAGGUGUAUAAAGGUAGUAUCUUAAUCGAUGGUAAAACUCGUGUGGUGGCGAUCAAAAGGUGUAUGAAACUUACUGCUGUUGGGGAUGAGAUUCAUCCAAAGAAACUGCUCCUCCACCCCAACAUACUCUCUCCGAUAGGAAUUUGCACCAAGAGAGGCGAGCUGAUCCUUGUGUACGAUUACAUGGCAAAUGGGUCCUUCCAAGAUCAUUUGCAUCCUACAGAUACUCCACUUCCGUGGGAAACGCAACUUAAAAUUUGCAUUGGAGCUGCACAAGGACUGGAGUAUCUCUAUGCAAACGAAGAGCGUGAACUCAACUACCGCCGCAUUGAACCAUCCGGUAUUCUACUGGAUGAGAAUUGGGUUGCAAAAGUUAUGCUUCCUGACAUGAGAACUAAGACCGAUAUCAGCGCAGGCAUACCUAGACUGGUUACAAGGGGCUACGACUCUGCAUAUGAGGAGGAGGACCUGUUCUCAUUCGGUGUAAUGUUGUUGGAAGUACUGACUUGUAACAAGCAGAUGGAUAUCUACCGGAACCCUGAACAUCGUGAUGUUCCACUGAGGGAUUCGUUGAGAAAUUUUUUCCAAUCCAAAAACAUUUAUCAGGUCAUGGAUCCGCACCUUAUUGGGGAAAUAGGACAGGAGUGUUUGAGGGUACUCGUCAAGACAACGUUGAGUUGUUUGUUUGAAGAGGGGAUCCAAAGACCGUCGAUACACCACGUAGUGAGGAGCCUCAGAUUUGCAUUGGAAAUGCAAGAGAAUUGGCAGAAGAGCUUUAUCAAAAAAGAGGCCAAUGCAGCAAAUCGUGCUGGAAAAUAUCAUACAAUAUAAUAUUUUAUUUUAGGUGUGAAUGGAAAUUGAUUUGUUUUGAAAUUGCAUCUUUUCAUCUGCACUUUUUCGCCGUGGACGGCUGCAGUUUUUACGAACAAUGUCUCUUUCCUUGGUGACUCUUUGGAAAGUCACCAGCUAGCAUAUAAAUAUCACUUUUCUAUUUCAUUU